This is a messenger RNA of Hemiscyllium ocellatum (epaulette shark), 10262 nucleotides long. It is a transcript of the gene rab4b, whose product is annotated as RAB4B, member RAS oncogene family. Lineage: Eukaryota; Metazoa; Chordata; Chondrichthyes; Orectolobiformes; Hemiscylliidae. The record is from RefSeq and is a predicted model, not a curated record. Gene Ontology annotation, cellular component: endosome. Gene Ontology annotation, molecular function: GTPase activity; GTP binding. The coding region runs from base 82 to 723 and encodes 213 amino acids. Gene Ontology annotation, biological process: Rab protein signal transduction; regulation of endocytosis. The transcript has 8 exons.
GGGAAGGAGAGGACGCCGCCGCCAUAUUGAGAGCGAGCUCGGGACACACCGGCUCCUGUCCCCCUCCCACCCCAAAGCAACAUGUCCGAGACUUACGAUUUCCUAUUCAAGUUUCUGGUAAUCGGCAGUGCGGGAACAGGGAAGUCAUGUCUCCUCCAUCAGUUUAUUGAAAACAAAUUCAAACAGGAUUCAAACCAUACGAUCGGUGUGGAGUUUGGGUCGAAGGUAGUUAAUGUAGGGGGCAAGACAGUUAAACUACAGAUCUGGGACACAGCAGGACAGGAACGUUUCAGAUCGGUAACACGGAGUUAUUACAGGGGAGCUGCAGGUGCACUUUUGGUUUACGACAUUACAAGCCGUGAGACUUACAACGCGCUCACAAACUGGCUGACGGACGCCCGGACGCUUGCCAGUCCCAAUAUCGUGAUCAUUCUCUGCGGGAACAAGAAGGACUUGGAUGCAGAUCGAGAGGUCACGUUCUUGGAGGCGUCUCGCUUUGCACAAGAAAAUGAGCUGAUGUUUCUGGAAACCAGUGCGCUGACUGGAGAAAACGUGGAAGAAGCAUUUCUGAAGUGUGCUCGGACCAUUUUAAAUAAAAUCGAAUCAGGUGAGCUUGACCCUGAGCGCAUGGGCUCAGGAAUCCAGUAUGGUGAUGCCUCGUUACGCCAACUGCGGCAGCCUAGAGGUAUGCAGACACAAAACAAACAACAGUGCAACUGCUAGGCACAGUGGCAGGGACCUGAUGCUGCAGAGCUCACAAAAAUGGAGUGCUACAACUCAAUCAGUUUGAUGGAAACUUUAGAACCAGAGGAUGAAGCACUGGCCUUGGCAUAUUUUUCUGGGGGUUGGUGCCUUGCCUUGAGGUCUAAUGAUCCAGAGCUCCUACCUGUACAAUAUAAUGUGUGUCAUCUGCCUGUUUAGUGAGCUAUCCUUACAAUUCCAAUGUUUUAUAUAACUGUAUUCCUUUCAGUUGACCUUCCUAGCCACGUAACUACACAGGGUGCAAAGAGGAACAUAUAAUUUCUGCUUUAUAAAACAAAGUUGAAAGUGCACAUGAGAUGAUGUGAAACAAUUGAUCUCUCGUUGGGCUUUUUGUUUGUGAAGUGAUAGUCAAUUCAUAGCAUAUUGGCCGACUCUGUGCAAUAGACUGUAUUCAUCACUGCCACUGAGUAUGUUGAUUAUUCAAAAGUGGCUUUUGUAUAUAGAAUCCAUAAUUUCCCAUAUAACAUAACCAUAAUGCUACUGGCUCAAUAUAACUUUUAAUUUAACUUUCUUAACCAGGAACAUGUUCAUUUGGUCCCAGUCUGUGUCCAGUGUUGGUCAACACCUCCUUUUUGCACUGGAUGACUGGUCCGUUUGCUCUUACUUCAAUCACCAAAGCCUGUUCUGGUUUUGUGUUUUAGUUGCCUGCCUCCUAAUCUACAAUACUCCUUCCCUCACCUCAAGCUAUCUUGAUUGUCUCUUGACAUUUCACUUGACUUAUAUGUAGGAGUAACAGUGCAUUUUCUCUGGAGAGUUUUGCAACCGGUCUCUCGGUAUUCCCUUUACUUCUGCCUCACUCCAUUACCCUCUCCAUGCCUCGUGAGGGAGUUUAGGAGAAUACAGAGCCAGAGAUAGUCCACUCUUCCCCUCAAGCCUGCUUCACAAUGCCGUUAGAUUAUAGCUGGCCCAGACUGUAGAUCUAUUUAGCUGCCUUUGUUCCACGUCCCUCCAAGCUUCUACGCAACAAAAAUCUGAUAGUCACUCUUUGGUUUUGAUUGACCCAGCAUCCACAGCCUUGUGAGGAUAGUGUUCCAGAUUCCCACCUUUUUUUUGGGAUGGGAAAAAGUGUUUCCGACUUAGGGGCAGGUGUUCGUGGAGAGGGUUGCAGUUUGAGCAGAGAACUCGGGUGAGGGGAGUGCCCAUCUUCACUCCCUCCUGUGUUGUGUUGUCUUCCUUUCCUGACUUUGGUUACAAACGGAAGCUAGAAGUUCCAGAUCCUGUUGCUGUUCUGGUAUCAGGGGGUUAAACCCUACCACCACUCAUUUCCUGUCUGGGUCAUUGGAGGUGAAUCCCUUUCCUGUGCCGCCUCAUUCCCCCUCAUAAAAUGCCAGCUGGUCAAAUGCUUUGGUAACCCAGUCUAAAUAUUUAAUGCAUUUAAAAGGAAGUCACCUUGGUACCCUACAGCUAAUGCAAUGUUUGUAACUCCUUUUACUGUGCUGUUAAACCUUGGAGCAUUAACCUAAGCCAAGAAAGCAACUGACUGAGUAAAUUUUGAUUCAUCAAGUUAUUGAGCCCAAAGCUGAUGGAAAGAUUCUGUCCACUGGGACCAAAGCAGCCUCAGGAUGUGCAAAGUGGCAGAUUUGGGUCCAGCUUUUGCUUUGAGAGCUGUUGCACCACCUAUCAUACAUCUCUCUCUGUCUGUCCCUCCCCACCCGUCCAUCCCAACCGGACAAAGAAUUGCCAUUGCUGUAAGUUCCUUUCAGACGUCAAUGUGAGCCUGAUUGUUCCUUGAAUAAUAUUCCUGCUUCUGGAUUGAAUAAUAGGCUCGUGUUUCAAAGGAAGUUUUGUAAUGGUUGUGACUUUGAUGCAAUGGUCACGUUGCAUCAGCCCUCGAUGUAUCAAUCCAAAUAGUCUCCCAAAUACCCCGCCCUGGAAAAAAAACACCCUCCAUCAUUGACAUUUCAUUUAUCAGGCCAUUUCUCUCAAAACUCUACCACAGUAACAAUAUGGCCUGCAUGGGUUCUGAGACAGCAGUGAACAGCAGGCUGGAGCUGUAAAUAUAUCUGCACUCCCAAUUAGUAGAUUCAUGAGCUAUUAAUCAGGCAGAACCAAGGUCCUAUCAACUCUUGUCUGAACAGUUGGUCUGUACUGCGAGCUGGAGUUCCUGCACCUGAUCACUAUGCGCUGUGUCCUCAGUUUGCAAACAGCAGGCUUAAACUUGACUGUGCUAGUAAUUCCCUCCACCUCAACCCAAGGUCACCUUUGAGAUUGGGGAUAUAUGUACUGACAACUUUUUGCCUGUAUUGUUUGCACAUUCACUGAUUGAUGUUUUGCAGAUGCCCUUCUCGUUCUUUCCAAGAUCACCUUUAACUUAAUGUCCUCGUUUGUUUCUGACCCUUGCUCAUAGAGCAAUUAUACUCCUUCCCAGGUAGGGAACAUCAACAAUUGAACUGUAGUGUGAUGCUUCUUGAUUACAGUCUUGCCCUAUCAUUUAUCUGUCCCUAAUGCUUUCCCCAGUAGAGCAAUACAUCAAGUGCUGGACCUUGGUCAGGAUAUCACGUUUGAGCUAAUGAGAGUUGAAAUUCAAUAAGUAUGCCGAAGUUCUACAGAACUGUGCUGCUCCCCGAUGUCUAGCAUCCUGUAUGACUCUAUUCCAUACAGUACUGUUUUACAACUUUACAAAAAAAUUCCUAUCUAAUCCCACCAUAUAGAGCUGCCCUCAGCUCGACCUGAUCUGACUUGAGUUCUCACCAGCUGCAGCACGUUCCACUCGUCUGAACCCGAUGCGGUUGAGAUUAGUUUCCUAGUUUACAGCAGACUCGGCCUGAGCCGGACUCGAACCAAAGUCGACCCAUUGAAAAGGAGCUUGAGCUUGACUCUGAACUCAUCUUACCAUGCUGGCUUUGCUCAAACGUUCUGACGAUUAAAACCCCAGCUAUGUUUCCUACAGUGAUGGAGGUGAAUAAAGAAGGUUUUAUAAAUAUAUACAGGAGAGAAACAUUGCCUGUUGUAAAACUCUGGGCUUGUGUUUGUUGUGUUGUUGUAAUUGCCCUUCAUUAGGAACAUGUUGGUUUGCCAUAUUCGUGUGUGUAAAGAAAAGGUGAUACUUGGAGUUGAAGCCAGUUGCAGCACACUGGGGGAGUAAUGUGUGAAUGACUGGUGAGGACAUUAUUGUACAAUGAACCUGUUUCUCCACACACGUGCACACUUUAAUAUGUAGUGGUUUAUUCAAAGUACGAUUGCUGUAAAACAGAAUACUGUUUCCUCAGUGAAACUGCCCAGCUUAAACUUGAUUCAGUUGGUCUUGGCUUAUCGUGUGGAUCCGUUCCACACAAACCUCUGCAACUGGCAUUGGCGGUUAUUGUGGUCAAAUAAGGAAACCCUUGUGUUAAUGUUGGAUAGAGAUAUUCCAGAGUUUAAACCCCCCCUAUUGGCAAAAUACAAAUGAGGCAAAUGUGAGAUGAUUUCAGAAUGCUAAAAACGCAUCAGGGGUUAGGAUAAUGAUUAAACCGCAGUUCUAGACUUCCGGUUUAUGAAAUCGCUUGACCCUCUAGUAUGUUGCAGAAUUGGUUCACACAGGCCGUAUUUGGUGGCGCAGACCCUACAUGGUGCCCAGCUCUGUCGAGGCAUAGCAAGCCAGCUGGCGCUGCUGAGGUUCAUCAGGUGACCUUCCUCUGUGCCCUUUGGCCUGCUUCUCCAUCUGAACUUUGACCUUCAGCAAUGGAGGCACCAGUGGUGGUAGUUGGGCAAGAUUCCCUGUCACUCCACCUGCUUCCCCUUUACAAAGAGCACAGGAAUUCUGUGCCAGCUCCCCUUGGAGAAAGGGCCCCUUAUUUGUGUGAAUGGCAUUGCCAUUGCCUUGUUUUCUGUAAUUGUGCAAAGGUAUUUUUCUCUGAAGUAACAGGUUUCCAGUAAGAACAAUUGAAAGCAUGUGUUUGCCAAGUAGGAAUAGCAAACAUGACCCUCACUGGAUAUUGCACUCUGCCCAGAAUUGGGUAUUGGGCUAUGCUCUGGGUCAGUGGCCAUCACCAGAAAGCUGGCACCACUACUGUACAAGCUGGUACAACUGGAUGCUUGGCAUUUCUUUCAGCUCUGUAGGCUUUCAGUUUUCUGGGGUGUGAUCCCAAAGCUGUGGAAAAGCUGCACUUGUUGUUCUGUUGCUAUAAUUUGAGGAGGCUUUCUCAAACAUCGGAGUCUGUUGGCCUUCCUGCAGCAGCCGGCAGUAAUGUUUUGUCAUUCCACCACUUUGAUGUGCAGAACCAAGUUAGCAACUCUGUCCCCUGGACUCGGCUCCCUGUCGCAGCUGUGUGUGGGUAGGUCUUAGCCUGCUGGUCAGUUGAUGAAUGGCUCACUGCCCUAUUUUAAACCCACUGAUGGAUCUUAACACAAAACGUUUUCCUUGGGUUUUCAUGAGCCCAUUUAAAUGGAAGGCUGGCUCCCUUUUAUCAUUAACCAGGAGCCUUCCCCCAAUCCUUUGUAAGUGGCAUUUUUUAAAAUCCACCAUAACCAAAGAGAAGCUGCCAGUUCUUUUCCUUUCCUCUGCUACCUGACAUCUCUCUGCGCACCUUCUGUGCACUUGCUUCUCUUGAAUAAAAAUGCAACCGAUCACUCCUCCUCUGUCCCUCACUCGUGGGGUUGGAUGAGGCACAGGAAUGGGAUCAAAAUGGAAUCUUUGGAUAACUAGUAGCAGCAACAGUUUCCUUAACAUUAAAAACAAUCUUGCUUGUGUUUACCCCUCCCUCUCUCUUCAGUCAUCGGACUGAGAUGCUCAGCUUUGAAAACCUUUUAGAUUUUCUUACACUUGGAAUUGUAUCUAACAAAUGUAUAACAUGAGUGGCCCUUCGUUUUUAAAAUCUAUUGGUUUUUUUUCCCCUUUUUCUGAAUACCAGGUACUGUUCUCCCCCAGUUGUGCCUGAUGCAGUCAGUAAUGUUCGAAUAUCAUUGAUAUACUCCUUGCCAGGUUUGCCCCAUGCCGUUUCUUCAUGUGCCUUCGGGUUGCAUCCACUGUCCAGUCAUUUUAACACUUAUCAGAAGUCAUUUUCUCCCACCCUCACUCCAACCACCAAACCGAUUAAUGCUGGUUCAAAGCCUGUGUACUGGACCAUCCACUGGACUGAUUGAUUUUUGCACUGUGUCUGUAGCGUGUCACUGGAAUACUCAUCUUGUUGAGGGUCUGAUCCCCUAGCAAACUAUCGGGAAACUUUUAAAGCUUUGCACUUAAAACAUUUGAAGCAGCGAGAAUGUCUUGCAGUGGGUGUGUUUAGGUGAAGGCCCGCUUAAUCCAACCCUCCACUCCAGAUGUGUGGGCCAUGUGGUCAGCUGGAAGGCUGUGUCUCAGUUUUGUGGUGAGCCCUGGGGAGAAAGGAUAUGUUGCUGGGGAGGAAAGGUGGGGAGAGUGGGGCUCAAUGCUGAGGGGCUGCAAAGUGCUGUAUUUCUUAUAAUAGUCUCUAUAACUGGGAAAGGGAGAGUGCGGGAGGGAAAUGUACCCGUUUGCGUGGUGAGCAUGUCUUGCCCCAGGCCACACCACUAACUUUCUUCCUAAAGCUGCACUGUAUUGUCUGUAAGCUGUCAUUAUUUUGUUUUGUUGGUGAGUUUGGGUGCAUGCUGAUUUCCUCAUUGCCCUGCAGGUGUUAGAGUAGUUGUGUCAACCCAUUGCACAAUGCAGAAACCAUGGUUACACCAGAAAGUGCAGUUGGCCUAACCAACAUAACUGUCAGUUCUCCUAACCUAAGUUCUGCAUGUGCUGCUUUCUGAAGUCUUUGUGCCCCUUUAAUUGACAUGCAGUUAUGUUCCACUUAUUAGUCACAUGGUUUGUUUGAUGGCUGAGAGUGAGCGAGCGUGUUUCCCUAUAAUUUUGUAGGUAAUACAGUGUAGAUGUGAUCUCCCAUCGACGUUAUCGACAGUCACUCAGGGCUGGGGUGUUGACUCUGGCACUAAGCGUGGUGAUGCUGGUUUGCUUUAUUCCCUUUCCUUUUUUCAAAACAAAAAGGAACUGGAUGGCACCGCAGUGAGCGAGCAGCCAGCUGGUUCACUCUGGUCAGACACGAGUGAUAGCGUUACUAUGACAGCCCAACACCUUUCAGCCUUUGUUCCAGAAUUACAGUGAGUAUGGGGCAGAGGAUAUUGCUGGGGUAUCUCAAAGCUGUGUUCAUUUCCUGUUUGAGCACUGGAAGGAAUCUAUCCCAGCCACAGCCACACCCAGAGGAGAGCUGCCACUGAUUGCUCAGGUGAUUUGCCACCCCAGUGCCCCCUCCUGUGUUAUAUCGGUCUUUACUUACAUGAAAGCCUAAACACUGGAUCCUUACACCCAUUAUGAAGCCCAAGUCUCUGGAGUAGCAAACAGCACCGACUCUCUCUAGUUCUACUCGUGCUGCGUACCCCAUGAAUUAUUUUAUUUUUUAAAAUGCUAUGAAUGAGGCAAUUUUUGCAGUUGUCUUAAUGGCCAGUAUGUAUAUUUGAAGCCCAGUUUUGCUCUGUAAAUAGGUCAGGUUUUUGACUCUGCCUCCUGUGUUUUAUGCUGCUUUUUUUUUGGUCAAUGUUAUUUAUUUCUGUGUAUGUUUUUGGUUGUUCUGUGAUUAUAAACUGCUCCUCGAGUGUUUGUGUUCAUUUGAAGGAAGAGGUGUUAAAUCCAGGCUACCUGAGCUCUAAAUCGAACUGGGUAGCAGAGCACUUGAGGCUUUCAUUUUGCUGACACUCCGAUUAAUUCACGGGUGGGUGCUGUAAAUCCGCUGCAUUGUACAGUUCUCAUCGGCUGUUUCUCGUUGCACCGUCCUUCCAAUAGACCCAGCUCCUCCUCACCUUGUCGAGGUCGGAGGUCUUGGUGACAGUAGCUUACCCUUUCCGUCCAACCCUGCAGCCGAUGUGAUUCAUUCCUGACACAGCUGCUCAAAUGAAUGAGCGUCAGUGAAAGACCCUGACACUUCCUUUAACCCAGGACCACUCAAAGUAAACGGGGAGGGGGAGCAAUUUAUGGUGGAGGGGGUGGGGUCACGAGUUCUCAGACCACCCAAACAGGCCCAUGUGGUCACACUCAUGCCUUGAGCAUUCACUUCUCUACUCUUUUACCUCUUUGUGAAUUUUGCAGAGUCCUAAGCUAUCAUUGCAUCCUAACUCCCAUAGCAACAACCCUUUGCCUGUAUCCCUCUAUUACAUGUUCCCUGAUACUGAGCUCGCUUGCCUGUUGCCUCCUUGGUAGUGCAAGUUUGGUUUGGUGGGGUGGCUGGUCGUGAUAUUAGAGUGUGAUGGGAGAGGAAAGUGAUUAGUCACAAAGCAGCAAGUGAAAGGACUUCAUUUAGCCCAACGAGGCUAGCUUCUUGUGUAUGCCCAAGUGGAGGAGCUUUUAAUGUCCGUCAGUCACUCACUGAGACCAGCUGCUGUGGCACAGUGCAGCUGAGAGAGAUGGAGGAAAGGUAAGUUGCUUCUCUCUCUCCCCCAGCCACCGUUGAUCGGUGAGCAGUGGAUUGUGUAAAUAGAGCUUUUUGUGUGUCCCAUUCUCCCCAUUGCCACCUUCUGCUCACUGUCUUCACUGGAGAGGGUGGAGAAAUGAGGGCGCAAUCUUGUGGGAUGUCAUCGGGAAUCUGGCCCCUGGCUGGAACAGGAGCAAGGUUGCUCAUUGACCACACUAGAGUAUGCAGUUUGGAUGAGGGUACUUCCUGGGAACGCUGCAGUCGAGUUAUCCAGAUGUGCUUGCAGCAUCUGGAUCUGCAAUUUGUGCCCCCCUACCAACUCCUCGGACAGCUGGAUUCCUGUUUACCAUCCCCAACCCCUCAGAACAACUCCAUGUCCUGGGUUUCACUUGCUAUUCAGUUUAAAGACCUCGUGAUGUACCCCUGCAUCCUGGGCUUUGAUUCUUGUGGCACAGGACUGAUUGACAGACGGGUCCCAUGGCUCCAGUAUUCUCCACUGUCCUAAGUUGCCAGUGUUGAAGUUUUUGGCUUUCUAUUUAAAGCGCCCAAUUGCAGUUUGCCAGUGUGGAGUGCAACAUGGGGCACACAAAAGGCUUGAGUGUCAGUCUCUCCUCCCUCUAUAACGUCAAGAGCAUCAGUGUUCCACUGCUCCUCUUGCUCUGUUUGUGUGAAACUCCGUCAAGCAGAGGAUCCAACUGUCCUGCGCUGUUGAGGUGUGCCAGGGAGGGCAUACGCUGGGAUAUUGCUUUCCCCUGUGCCCAUCAAACCAAAUCCAAGGGCAGUGUUCCAGUACUGUUCAGGGAAUGCAGAAUAGAAACCUGUGUGUGUUUGUUUCCACACUCCCCUUUCUGUCGUGGGAGCUGCAUGAUUUGAGGAUGUUUUCUGUGCCCUUUGCAUUCCUGUUGAGCUGUAGGCCUGUUUUAUUUGGUGUUUGGCCUUGCAUGUGUGUACAAGUAGGUGAGGUUAGACUUCGUGUUGGGAAAGGUUCUUCUGUGGUGACACAUGAGACUCAGCAUCUUCUCCCCGCCCUUCCCCAGAGGGCAGUGUUUGUUAAAAUCAAUCUAGCGAUUGGUGCGGGUCUCCAUUCUGGGUGUCCAAAGGCAGCUGCUGUGCUCAGAAAGAUGCCUCAUGCAGUUACUUACUCCUGGAGACUGGAGUUAUGCUCUUCCGUUCUGUUUGUGUUCAUCACCGUCACUGGGUGAGGGAUAAAGACCUCAUGCAGACACACGCCUCAGCCCCCCACCAGUGACACUCCUUGAGUAUGUGUACCUGCAUCUUAAAACUCUUUUCACCCUGAGAGUUCAGCUCGUGGCUAAUCUUGCUGGUAACCUACCCCCUUUAUACUGUGGUACACAUUAGACGCAAUGAUAGCGUGUCUCCCCUCUCUCCCCUCCCCCGACAAACUGUCUCAUAUCCCACCCCUGUGUGUGCAAACCUUCUUAUAGUCUGAAACUAGCUGUACAGGAAAUACUGUUCGUUCAUUGGCCAGAGGAUGAUCCACACUCCUGGGGGUUGGUUGGGAACUCUGAUUAAGUGAUCAAUCCUGGGUGAAUAAGACAAACUAUCUGGUCUCUGUGGCCUCGACGUAUGGUGGGGGUGUCAGGGAAACUAAUCGCCACCAAGUUACACACAUUGGCCAGCAGCCUUCCCACCAUCCCUCUGAAAUUCAGCCACGCAAGUUACUUUGAAGAUGCUUUUAAUAAUUUGAGCACAUGUACUUAAAAGAGACAUCCCUCGCUUUGUUUACGCCAACUCUUUUCCUUGCCAUCAUUGUAAUAAAAUGUGGGGGUGGCGGCAUUCUGGAAACUUCCACUGCAAUCACAGGUGGCUCAACCGUGAUCUCAAUGAGUCUGGAUGACUAACAGUGGAAGCAAAAUGCAGUAACCUCUUGGGGGUACCAUGGCCUUCAAUAUAAAUAACCUGAUGUGUACAGAGACUGCGCUGUAAAAUCUAAUGAAUAGCACUGCUGUGAUUCGAGGAAAAGAGUGAAUCUGCAAUAAUUCCUUGUGUUAAAUUGUUUUUGGAUUUAUUUUUGCUUAUACAUACAUUCAUACAUAAAUUGCAAAUUUUUUUUUAACAGCACGUUGCCUCAGAUGUACCAGAUUCCUGUAACAAAGUCAUUGAUUUAAUUAAAACAUAUCAACAAAUACCUUG